AUGGGAAGUUCUCCGAGUGCCCCAGCCUUCUCCAUCCCCGCGCGUACAGAGCAGAUGUUGCUGGCCAACUAUGAUCUCGGCGAGCGCGUGGUGCUCUCUGUUCCGUUGACGCUUCUCACGGUCGUGUCACUAUCGCUGGCUCGAAGAGCCUGGCGCCAGCGCCCUUUAUACAGUGUCCCCGGGCCACGACCGCAAUCAUUCCUCAUCGGCAACUUGAAGCAGUUCCUUGGACCGGCGUCCCUUCCCUUUCAGGAUGAAAUGGCACGGACAUACGGGCGUGUCUUCAGGUUGAACGGGCUUUUCGGGGAGCAACUUCUUGUAGUCUCGGAUCCCGCUGCGCUCCAGCACAUCGUGAGCAAGCAUGCUGAUAUAUUUCAACCUGCGCGAUACUGGCUCGAACUGGUACGAAUGUACUUCGGCCUCGGCCUAUUGUCGGUCACUGGAGAAACGCACCGGCGACAGCGCAAGUUGACGGCGCAGGUCUUCAGUACCGCCAACAUCAAGCGCAUGGUCCCGCUAUUCCACGCCGUGGCCCGCGAGCUGCGAAACGUUUUCUCAGCAGAUGCCGCCAAGUCCACCACCGGCGAGCUCGAUGUUCUCGAGUAUAUGUGCCGCGGAAGCCUGGAGUCUAUCGCCAGAGCCGGAUUUGGACAUACGUUCAACGCGCUGCACACUGGUGUGAGCGAGUUCGGGGACGCUAUCAGGAGGCUUGCACCUGCAGGCGCGAAGACUGCGAUGUACCGCCCGUUGCUACCCAUCUUGACAAGCAUCUUUUCGCCCCCUUUCCUCCGCCGCGCGGCGCUUGCGUUGCCUUGGCCCGCAUUACACGAGCAGAUUGAAAUAUCGGAUACGUUUGACAGGCAUGCGCGUGCGAUUUGGCAGGAGAAGCAGGUCCUGUAUGAGCAGGGGGACUCUCGCGUAGUGGAUGCCGACGGACUGGGACGGAACAUUCUCUCCAUACUUUUGAACGAGAACAGCAAGGCCUCGGCUCAAGAUAGGCUACCGGACGAUCAAUUAAUCGGGCAGAUUGUCGCGUUUUUCUUCGCAGGAACCGAUACCUCCUCAAACGCCCUUGCACGUAUCAUGCACACCCUCGCACUACAUCCGGACGUACAAGAUGAGCUCCGACGUGAACUGCUGCAGGCAGAGACGCAUUCUGACGGCCCCGAUGCCGAUGUACUCGAUCACCUACCAUUGCUGGAUGCAGUUAUCCGCGAGACGCUGAGGCUGCAUCCUCCAAUACGCUUCCUGCAGAGAGUGGCCAAUACCGACCACUCUUUGCCCUUAUCUUCACCGCAUCUGGAUGUCGACGGUGUCCCUCACUCACAUGUUUUUGUACCAGCCGGCACGACCUUAUUGAUAAGCAUAGCGGCUAUCAACCGGGAUCUUAGUAUAUGGGGACCGGACGCCGAGGAAUGGAAACCGGCGAGGUGGCUGACGCCUACGGCAUUUUCUGAAGCGCGUGUGCCAGGGGUUUUUGGUAAUAUUAUGUCUUUUUCUGGGGGCCCUCGUUCGUGUGUGGGAUAUAAGUUCUCGUUAUUAGAGAUGAAAGCUGUACUAUAUCAUUUUAUCACGUCUUUCCAGUUCACGCCAUCAAAGCGUAGAAUCGAUUGGGUGUUUGGGGGAAUAUCGACGCCAAGUCCGGAGGGAGGCAUUCCUGGAACCCCAGCUCUACCAUUACGUAUCUCACGACUGUCAUGA
Molecule: messenger RNA, 1701 nt
Organism: Peniophora sp. CBMAI 1063
Lineage: Eukaryota; Fungi; Basidiomycota; Agaricomycetes; Russulales; Peniophoraceae
Source: the annotation of a GenBank genome assembly